Lytechinus pictus (painted urchin) is the source of this 1734-nucleotide messenger RNA. Its product is annotated as ETS-related transcription factor Elf-2-like. Gene Ontology annotation, molecular function: sequence-specific DNA binding; DNA-binding transcription factor activity, RNA polymerase II-specific. Lineage: Eukaryota; Metazoa; Echinodermata; Echinoidea; Temnopleuroida; Toxopneustidae. Gene Ontology annotation, biological process: regulation of transcription by RNA polymerase II; cell differentiation. Gene Ontology annotation, cellular component: nucleus. The transcript is spliced from 8 exons. The record is from RefSeq and is a predicted model, not a curated record. Bases 143 to 1243 code for a protein of 366 amino acids.
CCCCAGCAUCACAAACCUUCUUGAUGCUGACGUCAAGAACGUGGCCUCCAUCCAACAAUCACUGCUCAGCGACGACGAUCUUGCACCCGGCACCAAUUCAGGUCACCGCCCAAUCAGCUGCUGCAACAAGCCCGUGCCCAAGAUGCUGACCCCGCCCGACAGCCCCGUCUUCUCAGAGUUGACCACGCCCCCGAAUCUGCUCCGGAUGACGUCACAAGAUGGAUCGCAGAUGGUGAUACCGAAUUUCGGAUUGGUGUCCAACGCGCUCGACAUGCUUGACUCGAAUUUUUCUCAUUCUUUCGAGAGCCUGGACUCGUUAAAUCACAUCACCGAAUUGGAGCACCUCCAUGCAAGGGACAUCAUGAGCAGUACGUCGACAAGUUCAGAUGACAUGUUUGAUGAUAAUGACAGUGGUUCAGACUGGCCUGGUAUUUAUAUCGACGAUAAUGAUGACUCCAUCGUUCCCAGCCCUACCCCGUCUCAUCCUUUCGAUGCUCCCUAUUUCUAUGAAUCGCCCGACCUUACUACCAUUGACAGUCUACUAGUCUACCAGGAACCAACGAAACUUGAGAGAAGAAAAUACAGCUCCAUUUGCACUGAAGAAUCCAUGCAAUCUGACAGUGGAAGUGAAAGCGGGAGCUGCCCCUCCCUGGCCACACCAGCGAGACCUUUCUACAGUCACCACAGUUCCAGCAAAUCAAAAUCAGCAGUGAGCAGGACGCACAACUACCAGAGGCGAACCAUUACGAAAAGCUUGGAGGAGCUUAGGGAAGAAGGGACAAAGCCCGUCAAGGGAUCACCAUCAUCGCCGUCAUCAUCAUCGACGUCAUCGUCGAGUACGAACAUUGAGAGGAGAAAGCGAGGUCGUCCUAGGAAGAGGCUUUCUGGUGAGCUCGGGGAGUUGGAGAGGGGAGUCGGACGAAGAAAGCAAAGCAGAAAAGCAGUGAAAGGAAGCCAUCUCUGGGAGUUCAUCCUUGGGAUCCUGAAGAACGAGGACUACUGUCCCCAGUACAUACGGUGGGAGGACAAGGAGAAGGGGGUCUUUCGAAUCGUGAACUCGAAGGUGGUGGCCAACAUGUGGGGCGACAUCAAGAAUAACCCGAGAAUGACGUAUGAGAAGCUGAGCAGGGCCAUGAGGUAUUACUACAAGAGGGAGAUCUUAGAGCGAGUCGACAAGGCAAGACUCGUUUACAAGUUUGGCGUCAAAGCGGAGGGAUGGAGGAAAGUGAUUGCGGAUGACUGAACGACCCGGAACCAUUACAACCACUUCCGGGUCACCCCGCUAAUACGUUGACGAUAAUGUUACGAAUGCAUCGCCUGUUUUAGAGGUUGAAUUGAACUUCGGCGUCCUUUUUGAAACCUUGAUUUUCCCUUCUGAACCAUCUAAAAAGAAGGGGUUUUUACAGACAUCGUAAAGUAAGGUGCUAGAGGUAGCAGAUCCCGGAACUUCAAAACAAGAACUGAAUCAUUUUGUUAAAGGAAAAUGCCGGCGCAAUUCCAAGCUUCUUCUGUGAAUAUGGAUCUCUUCAAUCACAACUUUCUGAGGGAUCAGAACUAAAAUGGAAAAAACGCCAUGUAUCCAAUAUUUCUUUCACUAAAAAUACAUCACUGGUCCAAUGGAAAAGUGCAGGACGGACGGAAAUGUUCAAGAUUACUGUAUUGGAUCAUCAAAUCACCCCUUGUAGCGUGUAUACAGCUUCAGUAAGGAACACAGUAUUCCAACAAAUCAUACAG